AUGUCAUUUUUUUGGAAAUCCAAACACAAUAAGCAAAAGAAGUUAUACCAUAGAAGAGAUAACUCGCUUAAUGUAUACCAUUAUUUGACAUUUGGCCGCAACAAAGAUGUGUCAGUGAUUGAGCCUUCAGACAAACAGUUCGUGUGUCGACAGAAGAAUAAAAAAAAACAAUUAACUGCAACUCUGAUUAGAAAUCAAUUUGAAUGUAUAUUCUAUGUGUUGGGAGAAGUAGUGGAGGAUUGCGAGCGUGUAUCAGUAACUGGACAUCAAGGUAUGGGUCCGCUGGGCAUCUCUGUAGCGCACGAUCAGCUCAACUCAUGGCAGAUAUUUGGUGUGGAGUUUGUGCUAACAUUUCUGGUUGUGUUCACAAUCUUCGCGACAUUGGAUCCAAACCGUAAAUCAUUAGGAAGUGAUUCGCUCUCCAUUGGCAUCGCAUAUCUUGUCUGCUCACUGACUGGGAGUGAAUAG
Medioppia subpectinata is the source of this 468-nucleotide messenger RNA. Lineage: Eukaryota; Metazoa; Arthropoda; Arachnida; Sarcoptiformes; Oppiidae. The record is from the annotation of a GenBank genome assembly.